Cercopithifilaria johnstoni is the source of this 342-nucleotide messenger RNA. NCBI's taxonomy places the organism in Eukaryota, Metazoa, Nematoda, Chromadorea, Rhabditida, Onchocercidae. The record is from the annotation of a GenBank genome assembly.
AUGAAUACGAGCGACUUAGUAGAUCACCUCUAUGCCGGCGUUAUUAUAGUUGGUGGUUUGGUUGGCUACUUCAAAGCAGGCAGUACUAUGUCGCUAGCAGCUGGACUCGUUUUUGGAGGUGCUGCUGGUUUUGCUGCUCAUUCCCGCAACAAUCCCAUGCUUUUAGCUGUUAGUUCUGUCCUUGCAUUGGUGAUGGGCAGUCGUUUCAUCCAAUCUGGCAAAAUUAUGCCUUCUGGAAUAAUUACAGUUUUGAGGUGGCCUUGGUAUGGUAAUCCGUUGCCUGGUACGUCAUACUCAUUGAGCGAAUCUAUUGAUGGUGCGUCUUUCUGUAAAGUAACUUGA